AUGGCGAAAGUCUCAAAGAAAAACACUUGUAGUACAGCAGUUGCAGCCGGGAAAGGAGCUAUUAAGAAGGAGAUCAAGAAAGAGAAGGUGGCAGCGGCGGGUAAAAAAAGGACGAGAAAGAGCGUGCCAAGAGAUUCCCCUCCAAAGCGCAGCUCCGUCUACAGAGGCGUCACCAGGCACCGGUGGACUGGACGGUACGAAGCCCAUUUGUGGGAUAAGAACUGCUGGAAUGAGUCCCAGAACAAAAAGGGCAGGCAAGGGGCGUACGAUGAUGAAGAAGCUGCGGCACAUGCCUAUGACUUGGCAGCAUUGAAGUACUGGGGACAAGACACCAUCCUUAAUUUCCCUUUGGCGACCUACGAGAAUGAGUUCAGAGAUAUGGAGGGAUUGUCCAAAGAAGAAUACAUCAGUUCUCUGAGAAGAAAAAGUAGCGGCUUCUCCCGCGGCGUCUCCAAGUACAGAGGCGUGGCAAGACACCACCAUAAUGGGAGAUGGGAAGCUCGGAUUGGUCGAGUUUUCGGCAACAAGUAUCUCUACCUUGGAACUUAUGCCACUCAAGAAGAAGCAGCCACAGCGUAUGACAUGGCAGCCAUAGAGUACAGGGGGCUGAACGCCGUCACAAACUUCGACCUGAGCCGUUACAUCAAAUCGCUGCGCCCAAACAGCCAAACACCUGCCGCCGACGCCUCCCAACAGAACCCUAACGGCGACGACGCUGUAACCGUCCAUUCGCCGCUCCAAAGCGUUAUCACUGACGACCACCAUAACCACCAGCUACCCGCCACACCUGAUAGCUCCCCGGGAACCAUCACGCCGCCCGCGUGGGGCAACGGCGGGUCGUCGUCGUCGUCGUCAUCAUCGGCGUCAUCUUCGUCGUCGGCUUUAGGGCUUCUGCUGCAAUCGUCCAAGUUCAAGGAAAUGCUGGAGAGAAGUUCAACAAAUUGCACCGCCGAUGACUGCCAAUAUUCGACGCCGCCGAGGGAGGUGUCUGAAUCCGAUCACCGAAUCCCGCGGCGGAGCUUCCCGGAGGACAUCCAGACCUACUUCGACUGCCAGGAUUCCGGCGGCAUCGAAGGCGACGAACUCCUCUUCGGAGACCUCAAUUCAUUCGCUUCACCUAUUUUCCACUGCGAGCUUGAUGGGUAG
Linum trigynum is the source of this 1146-nucleotide messenger RNA. Lineage: Eukaryota; Viridiplantae; Streptophyta; Magnoliopsida; Malpighiales; Linaceae. The record is from the annotation of a GenBank genome assembly.